AUGGACGCCCUAGAAGCCCAGAACCAAAUAAAACAAAUGGUCGACUUCAUUUUAAACGAAGCGAAGGAUAAGGCGGAGGAGAUAGAAUCGGGAGCGAUCGAGGAGUUCAAUAUAGAGAAGAUGACGCUGUUUGAGCAGAGAAAGGACGAAGUGAGAUCGAAAAUACUUAAAAAUAUCAACGCACUCCGGCUGGAAAAGAUAAGAUCGAGGAACAAGGACCUGAAGGAAAUGAGCGAUAACAUGUUGCACUACCAAUCGCAGGUAGUGGAGGAAAUAAAAGCACAGGCCUUGGAGAAGCUUAACAACAUGGCGCAGGACCAGAACGAAUACAAGAAGGUGCUGACGAUGCUGACGCUCUCAGGGUGCCUGGCGCUGGACUGCGAAGUGGUGAUGGUGAGACACAGAGCACGCGACGCCUCAGUUGUCGAAUCGACACUGGAGGACGUGAAGCAGGCGUACGAGAAGCUGACGAAGCAGAAGUACAAGGAGGCGAAGUCGCUGAACCUUAACCUGGACAGGGAGCAUCCGCUGGCGGAGGACCUCCUGGGAGUUAUUCUGACGAACGAAGAGGGCACGAUCGAGUGCAACUCGACGCUUAACAAUCGCCUGGAGAGGUGCUGCAGAGAAAUGAUACCGCAGAUAAAGUCAGAGCUGUUCGCAUCAGUACAGACAAAAUAA
Messenger RNA from Theileria orientalis strain Shintoku, 678 nucleotides. Its product is annotated as vacuolar ATP synthase subunit E. Bases 1 to 678 code for a protein of 225 amino acids. Gene Ontology annotation, molecular function: proton-transporting ATPase activity, rotational mechanism. The record is from RefSeq and is a predicted model, not a curated record. NCBI's taxonomy places the organism in Eukaryota, Apicomplexa, Aconoidasida, Piroplasmida, Theileriidae. Gene Ontology annotation, biological process: proton transmembrane transport. The transcript has 2 exons. Gene Ontology annotation, cellular component: proton-transporting two-sector ATPase complex, catalytic domain.